AUUCACCUGUUACAAAGUCACUCAGGUCAGUGGGUUCUUUCUCAUCUAUGAUGCUAAACUGAAGACAGAGCUGAGGAAGGAGGAGAAAGCAAAUGAGGAGGUGGAGGAGCUUGGACGGCCAGUGUACACACGCACACACAUACACAUGCAGCAAAUCUCAGGAGUGAGCUGGAAUGGUGGGAGGCUGCUCUGAUCGUCCCUGGCUCGAUCCCUUUCUCAGGCAAGGUUUUGCAAGUAGGGGGCGCUGGGAGUGGAACUGUAUGUAGGAUUACAAUUCUCCGAGGCUUGUCUGACUUCUGCGACGGAGCACUGCGCAGCCUGUGUGACAGCAUUACGCCUGGAAGGUAAGAACCUUUCUUCUUUAGGUCAUAAAAUCUACUGAGCUGGUGGGGAUCGGUUUUCGUACAAAAACAGCACUUUGUGACAAACAGCUUGAUUGAGCAUGAGCAAUACCUUUCAGUGAUACCAUUGCGAAAUCACUUCACUUCAGUUCAUCACUUAUAUUGUUUGCAGGUCAAAUAGAAAUGAAAUGAAUUACAAAUGCCCAUUUCUAGAGUGUUUGGUCUGUGAAUUUAAGAGUCUAUAGAAAAAGUUGCAAUGGUUGAGCAUACUGUAUGCUGUCUGUAAUAUAUGUAUGCUUAUCAUCAAGAAUAUAUUUGGAAAAUCUAAGUAGAGUUAGAGAUUAUUAAGUAAAUAGAAAAAGGUUUUUUAGACGGUGAGCUUUAAAUAAAUAGCCAGGAUGCAUAAAGGAUAAAAAACUACGCUCAUACUUUUUCCAUCUGUUCAUUAUCUGAGAUGAAGCUUAUUUAUGAGAACUUCAUGUGUCAGUUUAUUCAUAAACAUUUACACUUUAUUAUGGUAAUACUUUUUAUUCUGAAAAAAAAAAAUGUGUUAUCUGAAAUUCUGAAUUCUUUACCAGGCUGAAAAUGAAACAUGCUAAUUAUAGUAACCUGGCAGCACAACUUUGUUUUUUCUUCCUCAAGUCAAUCAAUUUCACUGGGAACCUGAUCCCUAAGCCCAGGGCUUUGCUGUGAAAGGGCAUGUGAUUUACAUCUGUAACAGGUGGACAGACUAUAUGAUAUAAUUACAGUGAAAUCUGUACAUCUGUAUGCUUUAUUGCAAUGGCUUUGAAAUGGUCUUUUGUCUGACUAGAAUCUGGAACGCGUAUGUUGCACUGGUGAAGUGUAGCUCUGAAGGUGUGUGUUUUACAGGAAAGGAAUUAAUAUUUCACAGGUUUCAUCAGCGGGGAAGGAGAGGGGCUCUGGUCAUCCGUUAAAGAUUAGGUGUCACAGUAAUAGCGUCAUCGACUGCUGCCUGAUGAAUAAUCAUGCUUUUGGACUGGAGGAGGCAAAGCAGCACUGGAAUUAAAAUGUGUAAAGAACAAACUGUACAAAAGAAGCACAGUCUCUAGAGAGAGAGAGAGAGAGAGAGAGACCCCUCGUGUCAGUGUCAUGGAUCACACAAGCCCAGGCAGCCCCCACAGAUGAGAUGACUGCAAACAUGGAGGUGCUUAUUGGCAUCUAUUCCCACGGCCGCCCUGUCUCAAGAGGCAAACUCGUCAGGAUGCUAUUAACUACUGCUGAACUGUCAUUCUUGUAAACUCUGACUGGUAAAAAUGGGAACUGCAGCCUAAAUGAGCGGUCCACCCAAAACUGAGAGCUGGGCACACACUCAAAUGCAGUAUGUAGCAUUGGUGACCUAUGUUUCGGGACAUGCAGUACAAAGACACUGCCAGUAUGGAAGAGCAGACAACCACUCUGAUUCACAUUUAUCAGAAUAGCACUGAGCACUUCAACACUUCGUUUGACUACAACUCGACAGAUCUGAACGAGAAUACAGACACCAGUAAGUUUUAUGUCAUUGGGCUUUUCCUCUCUUGCCUGUACACGAUCUUACUCUUCCCCAUCGGCAUUAUUGGGAACAUCCUUAUACUGGUGGUUAACUUGAACCACAGAGAGAAGAUGACCAUCCCUGACCUUUACUUCAUCAACCUGGCAGUGGCUGAUCUCAUUUUAGUGGCUGAUUCACUCAUCGAGGUCUUUAACCUGAAUGAGAAGUACUAUGACUACGCUGUUCUCUGCACCUUCAUGUCCCUUUUCCUGCAAGUCAACAUGUACAGCAGCAUCUUCUUCCUGACAUGGAUGAGUUUCGACCGCUACGUGGCUCUAGCCAACUCCAUGAGCAGCAGACCGUUGCGCACCAUGCAGCAUGCCAAGCUCAGCUGCAGCCUCAUCUGGAUGGCCUCCAUCCUGGCCACCCUCCUGCCCUUCACCAUUGUGCAGACACAGCACACAGGCGAGGUCCACUUCUGCUUCGCCAAUGUCUUUGAGAUCCAGUGGCUGGAGGUGACAAUCGGUUUCCUGGUGCCUUUCUCUAUCAUCGGUUUGUGCUACUCCCUGAUCGUACGUAUCCUCAUGCGGGCUCAGAAGCACAGGGGCCUGUGGCCACGGCGACAAAAGGCCCUGCGCAUGAUUGUUGUGGUGGUGCUGGUGUUCUUCAUCUGCUGGCUACCUGAGAAUGUCUUCAUUAGCAUCCAGCUGCUCCAGGGUACAGCAGAUCCUUCAAAGCGCACAGCAACCACCCUGUGGCAUGACUACCCUCUGACUGGGCAUAUUGUCAACCUGGCGGCCUUCUCCAACAGCUGCCUGAACCCCAUCAUCUACAGCUUCCUGGGUGAGACCUUCAGAGACAAGCUGAGGCUCUUUGUGAAGCAGAAGGCCAGCUGGUCAGUGGUCUAUCGCUUCUGCCACCACACUCUGGACCUCAACAUUCCAGUUAGGAGUGAGUCUGAGGUGUAGGACUGAAUGUAGUCCCAGAGCUAUUGGGAAUGUGGCUUGAGAUUGUUCUUUGUUGCAAUUCUGAGAAGAACAAUUGGAAUGUUUUUUUCUAUUGAAAACCCUGUAUGCCUCUCUGAAUGAAGUUGCUCUGAAACUCCAGAUGCAGUAGGGUAGGAGUAGGGCAGAGAAUGUAGGUGUAGCCACCAACUGACAGGGGUAUACAAUUCAGCUUACAAAAGCAGUUGAAGAAGAAGCACCAUGUUUGCUUUAUUUCCCGCAGAGUGUAAUCUAUACAGAAAAAAAAGGAAUUAUUCAGGGUAUUUUUUUGCAAAGACAUGGAAUGAUGGAAAGUAAACAGUAAAGAUAAAAUAACUGAUCUGUUUUUUCUAAAAGUAAACUUUAGAGAUAAAAACAAAAAACAAACAAACAAAAAAAAACACAGUGUAUCAAGGUAAUGACUUUUAUACUCCAGGAAGAUUGUGCUCAAUGAGCCCAUGGUAAGGGAACAAAUAAAAAACAGACUUCAAGACCUCUGA
This is a messenger RNA of Ictalurus punctatus (channel catfish), 3313 nucleotides long. It is a transcript of the gene gper1, whose product is annotated as G protein-coupled estrogen receptor 1. The record is from RefSeq and is a predicted model, not a curated record. Gene Ontology annotation, cellular component: membrane. The transcript has 2 exons. Gene Ontology annotation, molecular function: G protein-coupled receptor activity; nuclear estrogen receptor activity. Bases 1701 to 2798 code for a protein of 365 amino acids. Gene Ontology annotation, biological process: G protein-coupled receptor signaling pathway; cellular response to estradiol stimulus. Lineage: Eukaryota; Metazoa; Chordata; Actinopteri; Siluriformes; Ictaluridae.